Molecule: messenger RNA, 497 nt
Organism: Cyphomyrmex costatus
Lineage: Eukaryota; Metazoa; Arthropoda; Insecta; Hymenoptera; Formicidae
Product: 60S ribosomal protein L34
Exons: 4
Coding region: 74-433 (119 amino acids)
Biological process (GO): translation
Cellular component (GO): ribosome
Molecular function (GO): structural constituent of ribosome
Source: RefSeq, a predicted model, not a curated record
UGCGUGCGUUUCUUUUUGGAGUAUGCUGGAGUAAGCCGUUUCCUCUUCCGUUUGGAUCUAAAUAAGAACCAAGAUGGUACAGCGACUAACCUAUCGACGACGCUUGUCGUACAACACAAAAAGCAACAGAAGACGUGUUGUACGUACACCGGGUGGUAAAUUAGUUUACCAAUACCUGAAAAAACCCAAGAAGAUCCCAAGAUGUGGACAAUGUAAAGACAAGCUCAGGGGUAUUCAACCCGCAAGGCCAAUGGAACGUUCACGUAUGUGCAGACGUAAGAAAACUGUCAAGCGAGUAUACGGUGGAGUUCUCUGUCACAAAUGUGUUAAAGAAAGGAUUGUGCGUGCGUUUUUGAUCGAAGAGCAAAAGAUUGUCUACAAGGUUAUGAAAGCACAGCAAGCUUCGGCAAAGACGAAAAAGACAGAGAAGUAAUCUUGUGCUUUUUAUUAAGUAAAUAAAACAAGUAAUAAAAUCCAAAAAAAUGAACUGUUGCUAC